AUGCCUAACACCUCUAACAUCACUGAAUCUACAUCAAUUACUAUAACAACAACAACAACAACUUCUGAUUUGUUAAGAAGUCCUGCAAAAUGCGUGUGCACUAACACACCUUCCGCCCCCUCUUCGUCUACUUCGACGUCUUCUUCUGUGAGAUCAUUGUCUUUAAAAGUCAAUCACAACAUAGUGAACAACAAUGAAUUACAAUCUCAAAUGAAUGCAUUUCCAGUUGUAUCUGUUCAAAAUACUGCAAAAAACGCAAUACCGGCAAAAUUUCCACUACGUGAAGCUCAUUCAAAAUCUGCAUGUGAAAAGCGAGGAAUGCUAAAAUGGGCAUGUCAAAACUAUCCGGUUGUCUAUCUUGCAGGAUUAAUCUUUGGAGCUGUUUCCUCUAUAACACUUUACACAAUAAGAUGUUUACUGCAGAAUCCUGAUCUGUUCAUUCCAUUCUAUGAUAAGGUUCCGCGUGAUGAAUACUACUUUGAUAAACAUUAUUUUGGUGCACAACAACCAGAAAAUAUGGAUGUCGUCCCACCAGUUCGAAUGCAUCAUAACGGAGUUCUAGAGUUUCCAUAUGAAGAGCACAGGAAGUAUGUACAUCCUCCUGAAGAAUAA
Messenger RNA from Trichobilharzia regenti, 612 nucleotides. The record is from the annotation of a GenBank genome assembly. NCBI's taxonomy places the organism in Eukaryota, Metazoa, Platyhelminthes, Trematoda, Strigeidida, Schistosomatidae.